AUGUCUAAUCCUGUUGGGGCUCCAGCAGUCGGAAACUUUAGCAAUGUUCAACUUGCACAUGUUUACCAAUCGUAUCAACAACAGCCCUCGCAAAAUCCACGCUUUUCACAGCAGGUUUCCCUUCCAGCACAGAUGGGUUAUUAUCAGCAACAUGCACAGCCACAAUUAGUUAGGCAGCAAUCAGAGAGUGGAAUUCAACACCAUACUCAGAUUCAACAACACAUCCUAACUAUGCAGCAACAACAACAGCAACAGGUAGUCCUCGCCCAGCAGGAAAUAAACUCGGCAAGUCCAGUAAUAUUUUCACAAUUAAAACUUUUACUUACACACCCUUCCAUUCUGCUCGUGCCAGCCAGGCAGCACGAGUUAUUUGCAUAG
Molecule: messenger RNA, 378 nt
Organism: Protopolystoma xenopodis
Lineage: Eukaryota; Metazoa; Platyhelminthes; Monogenea; Polystomatidea; Polystomatidae
Source: the annotation of a GenBank genome assembly